UGGUGGAAAGGUGGAAUACUUCCCGUGUUGCUGCCGCUGUUUUUUUGUGCGGCUGUUUCUUCUGCUUGGAAAUUGGGGAUGAUGAGAGAUGUGUAGGGUUGCAAGAGAAAUGGAGUUGAAUUAAAGUAACGGACGGACUUUGAUACAAAGUGAAGAUACUUCGUAUCCAAGGAUAUAAAAGCAAGAGACUGGGAGAAACCACCAUUUGGUCAACAUAUUUCUAUUCAAAUCCAACGCACUUGAAAUGAAGCUAUUGAAGCCGAGUUGGGUCGGUCACAAUGGGAAACCAAUAUUUUCGGUUGACAUCCAUCCCGAUGGAACAAAGUUUGCCACAGGUGGCCAGGGAGAGGAUUCGGGGAAGGUUGUUAUAUGGAACAUGACCCCAGUGCUCCGAGAGGAGGCGGAGAAGAACGAGGCCACCCCCAAGAUGCUCUGCCAGAUGGACAAUCACUUAGCCUGCGUGAACUGUGUCCGCUGGUCGAAUAACGGGCAGUACCUGGCCUCUGGGGGGGAUGACAAGCUGGUCAUGGUGUGGAAGAGAGCUACCUUCAUCGGGCCCAGCACCGUCUUCGGCUCCAGCAGUAAACUGGCCAACGUGGAGCAGUGGCGCUGUGUGACCAUACUGCGCAACCACACAGGAGAUGUCAUGGACGUGGCGUGGUCACCUCACGACGUGUGGUUGGCCUCCUGCAGCGUGGACAACACCGUCGUCGUCUGGAACGCACGCAAAUUCCCAGAGAUAGUGACGUCGUUGAGGGGACACACUGGCCUAGUGAAGGGGCUGACGUGGGACCCGGUAGGAAAGUACAUCGCCUCCCAGGCUGACGACCACAGCCUGAAAGUGUGGAGGACCAUGGACUGGCAGCAGGAGACCAACAUCACCAAGCCCUUCAAUGAGUGCGGCGGGACCACCCAUGUUCUGCGCCUGAGCUGGUCUCCUGACGGACAGUACCUGGUGUCGGCCCAUGCCAUGAACAACUCCGGGCCCACUGCACAGAUCAUCGAGAGGGAUGGCUGGAAGACCAACAUGGACUUUGUGGGCCACCGCAAAGCUGUCACUGUUGUGAAAUUCAACCCCAAAAUCUUCAAGAAGAAACAGAAGAACGGCAGCUCUCCCAAGCCCAGCUGCCCCUACUGCUGCUGUGCUGUGGGAAGCAAAGACCGCUCCCUGUCCGUUUGGCUCACGUCUCUUAAGCGCCCUCUGGUGGUCAUCCACGACCUGUUCGAUAAAUCCAUCAUGGACAUCUCAUGGACCCUGAAUGGGCUGGGUAUCUUGGUGUGUUCUAUGGACGGUACAGUGGCCUACCUGGACUUCUCUCAGGACGAACUGGGAGACCCUCUCAAUGAGGAUGAGAAGAACGCCAUCCACCACAACAUCUACGGCAAGAGUCUGGCCAUCACCACUGAGGCCCAGCUCUCCACCACCAUCAUCGAGAACCCGGAGAUGCUCAAGUACCAGCAGGAGAGGCAGCGUGAGGAGCUCGCCCGACAGAGCCUCCCCCGCGAGGCCCAGGCACACAAACUGACCAGCGUCGUCAAUGGAGAGUCUCUGGAGGACAUCCGAAAGAACCUGUUGAAGAAACAGGUGGAGACGAGGACAGCCGAUGGGCGACGGAGGAUCACUCCGCUCUGCAUUGCCCAGCUGGACACGGGGGAUUUCUCCCCGGCCCUGUUCAACAGUGUGCCCAUCCUGCCAGGGUCAGUCACCCAGCUCCCCUCCCAGCUCUCCUCCGACUCCAACACGGCCACCUCCCUCGGCCUGCGCCACAGCCAGGAGCCCAUGUCCACUCCAGCGGGUGGAAAGUCCCAGGACGACGCCAAGGACGGUGUUUCCAGUGGCUUGGCCCAGGCCAACUCGACAGCCUUGAAGUCCAAUCUGCUCUUAACUGCCUCCACUAAGAUGGAACCAAUGAAAGCACUUGACUCCAGAUUCACAGAGAGGUCAAAGGCCACGCCGGGGGCCAGCAUCUCCUCCAUGGCAGGACUCGUCCCGUUGGACAGAGGGAAAGACGGCAGCACUUUAAAGGAGUCCAAACCCAAGGAGGAGACGAGUAGUGACAGCGAGGACAAGAUGACCGUGGCGAGGUCCCUCUCCUUCAAGAGGAAGCCCCACGACCCGGACGGGGGCGACAACCAGGUGGAGAAGAGGAAAAAGGGACGACCCAGGAAAAGUGAUCAGAAAAUGAUGACCCCCGGAAGCGGCCCGCCUCUCCAGCAGGUUCCCCCUUCAUCGGAGAAGGAACCUUGUCGUGUUGCUGCUGUUCCCAUGGCUGUCCUCCAACUGCCCACCCCCACCCCACAGAAAACCUUUACUCUUCAGGUGAGCAUGGAACCCCCAGUGUACCUGGAAGUGGAGAAUGAGUUCUCAACGGUGUCCGGAGCCAAACUCAGCCAGCUCCGUUGUUCCAGGGAGGGCAGGGAGUGGGACACACUGCUGCCCAGCCGGGUCAUCUCCGCAGCAGGCAGCAGCGACAUUGUGGCGGUGGCGUGCGUGGACCGGAUGUUGUCUGUGUUUUCGGCGUGCGGCCGGCGACUCCUCCCCGCCAUCCUGCUGCCCGGGCCCAUGUCCACACUGCACUGCUCUGGCUUCUACGUCAUGGCGCUCACGGCAUGCGCCACCCUGUCCGUCUGGGACGUGCAGAAACAGAGUGCUCUGGUGAGGAACGAGUCCUUGCAGACCAUACUGUCAGGCACAGAGUGUACGGUGACCCAGUCUCUGCUAACCCAGCAGGGGGUUCCCGUCAUCAGUCUGUCCAGUGGGAAGUCUUACUGCUUCAACUUCUCCCUGGAGACAUGGAACUUGAUCGCUGAUAAACAAGACUUGCUGGUUCAGUGUGCCGACUUCAGGAACUGUCUCUCCUCCCAAGACACCGCUGUUUCCCAUGGUCCCCUGGCCGUCAUGCAGGGCCGCUGUCUCAACGCGGGUCGCCUGGCCUCCAGACUGUCCUCUACUCCUCACAGCCUGCAGCAGGGCAUGACCCUGGCCUUCCUCGAGAACCAGCUGGCCUCAGCCCUCAUCCUGCGCUCCAGCGUCGAGUAUCGCUAUUGGCUCCUCAUCUACGCACGCUUCCUGGUCAACGAGGGCUCUGACUAUCGUCUACGGGAACUCUGUAAAGACUUACUGGGACCGGUCCACAAGUCUGCCAGCAGUGCCUGGGAACCGACAACUCUGGGCCUGCGGAAGAGGGACCUGUUGAAAGAGCUGCUGCCUGUAAUUGGACAGAACCUGCGCUUCCAGAGGCUCUUCACUGAGUACCAGGAUCAGCUGGAGCUGCUCCGCGGCAAAUAGCACUUCCCUUCCCCCCCGCUGUCCAGUGCUGCUCCACCCGGGCUACUGACAGACAUUCCCUCACCCAGUGGACAUUGGCUCCAUUCAGCCAGACCUCCGCCAUUCCUCUCCACCUAACUCAACCUCCGUCAGGCAAAGAACCACAGUUACCCGGGACCUGGAGCGCAGAAAAACGGCAAUGAAUAAUGACACAAACUGAUGCAUUGUCGCUAAGUAGCCAUGAAUAAUUGAUUGAUUUGAUUAAGUUGAUGACGACAGUGAUAAUUAUGUUGAUGAACCGUAACGGUGUGGGGGGGUGGGGGGGGGCAGAGACAGUGCCGCCAGUCACGCCGGAGGCAUCCAGGGGGAUUAUUUUUCUGGGAAGACGGUGGGGAAAGCAUAAACCUGGAUUUGGAUCUGCCACUUGAAGCACAACAGCCCGUCCGCCUGAAGCCCGCCGUUAUGUGUGGUUAAAGCCCACAGUUGUGUGUGUGGUUGAAGCCCGCCUUGACUGACUGGAUCACAGCCCAAUCCCUAUAGCAUACAGUCCCCCGCCUUCACAUGCCCUGGGGUGUGAAUAUACAGGGUCAUUUGGGGUCACGACUACGGCUAAAUGUAAUGUGAAAAGGACAGCCAGCGCGAAGAGAGGGAAGACGUGUUCUGCCACGAAUCACCGUACUCCGGCCCAAGUUUUUCGAAAGAUCUCUCUGGAUUCAUCGGUUGCGUAGGAAUCGAACGGAUAAUCAUUGACUCGAAUGGGGACUCCUGUUAUAUUCACUGUUUCUAUCCGUUUGUUCCGAUCCAAAGGUGAUAUCUGGAUUGAUCGCUUUUGAGAAACUGUGCCAAGACAUUGAACAGUACCCUUCUCUUCCAUACUCCCCUUUACAGAAUUUGUACAGCUUCUUUUCCGUCAAUCAUUUUUAAAUGUUUGUACAACUUAUUUUCCAUUUUCUACAAAAAAAAGAGAGAAAAAAAUAGAAACGGCAAUGCUUCUGUUAGAGGAAUUAAAUAAACAAUCAACAAAUGAU
Molecule: messenger RNA, 4296 nt
Organism: Esox lucius (northern pike)
Lineage: Eukaryota; Metazoa; Chordata; Actinopteri; Esociformes; Esocidae
Product: protein HIRA
Exons: 25
Coding region: 245-3289 (1014 amino acids)
Biological process (GO): regulation of DNA-templated transcription; chromatin remodeling; DNA-templated transcription
Cellular component (GO): nucleus; HIR complex
Molecular function (GO): nucleosome binding; protein binding
Source: RefSeq, a predicted model, not a curated record